Molecule: messenger RNA, 1500 nt
Organism: Phanerochaete carnosa HHB-10118-sp
Lineage: Eukaryota; Fungi; Basidiomycota; Agaricomycetes; Polyporales; Phanerochaetaceae
Exons: 7
Coding region: 1-1500 (499 amino acids)
Biological process (GO): regulation of DNA-templated transcription; DNA-templated transcription
Cellular component (GO): nucleus
Molecular function (GO): DNA binding; zinc ion binding; DNA-binding transcription factor activity, RNA polymerase II-specific
Source: RefSeq, a predicted model, not a curated record
AUGGCUGUCACUUACUUCUAUCGGCUGCGGUUUAGGAGGCGCAAGAUGAGAUGUAAUGGCGAACGGCCGUCGUGCCGCCAGUGUGUUCAAGCUGGCAUACUAGAUUGCGAGUUCACAGAUAACGGACCGACCCAUUCCCAAGUACUGGAAGAAAAUGUUGCCGAUCUCGAGGCGCGGAUACAGGCUCUACAGGGCGACAGCGGGCCGAUACUUCUGCAUGAUCCGCACCAGUCACGUCUAUCGCCCAUGGGCUCUUCUUCGGGGAGCACGAGGCACGAGGCACUGCAGAAAAUCAUCCAGGCAUUCCUCAUGGUCGGGCCUACCUUCGGCUUCUUUUUCGACUUUCCCCGGUUUAUGCCACGUCUACGUUCCUCACUACCCCCAACUGACCGCACCCCUGUUUCUGCGCUGCUCGUCCGUACCAUCGAGCUAAUCGGCACCCACUUCAGCGAUGACGCUGCAAUGCGUCAGGGAGAGGAGCAGAAGCUGGCUUCUGUGCUCCAAGCCAUCCCCGCCAGCCUUGAUCGCAGCCGUCUCAUGGACACACUGCAGGCGGAGAUACUGCUCGCAUACUACCUCUUGCACAGAAAUAGACGUACGGAGGGCAGCUACCAUGCCGCUGCUGCCGUGUCCAUCGCCGUCGCAUGCAAGCUGCACAAGAUCCCUUGGGGCGGCAGCAGUCGGCCGUCUUCGCCUGUGGACGACAUCGAUAACGGGACCCGCCUCCGGGCGUUCUGGACGGUCUUCGCACUCGAGCGGACCUGGUCGACGUGGACACACUCGACACCCGCGUGGCCUGUCGAAGUCGUGAAUCACGGAGCGGAGUUAAUCAGCGGUCUCGGACAACAGGGUGGGUUGAUGAUCCAAGACUCUGUUCUCGAGUCGAAGACCGAGAUGCCAUCCGAGACACUGCUGUUGUUGCGCCUGAAGGCUGCCAUUUUGUUCGCUGAGGCGUCUCGCGUUGGCGAACGGUUGAGUGAGAUGCCAGAGACCAAUCCAGAGUUUACUGAUCUUGAAAGCCGGAUAAAUACGUCAUUGCACGUCGUCUCCGCGCUCGAGCUUACAAAUCGACCGUCGCACUACCAGUGCAGCCUGCUCCUUACGCGAACGCUGCUGUCUUGUGCCGUUCUUCAGCUGCGAGAAUACGUUUUCAGCCGCGGGAAUGACAGUGACGUCGUCAUGGUUCAUGCCGCGACGACGGCCGUUGAUGGUCUGAAAAACAUGAACGUAUCUGGCCUGAUUUGUGUAGAUCCGGUUUAUGCGCCGCUCUGGGCCAUGGUGGGCCGUACUCUGAUACAGGCGUUGACAGUCUUGUCGGGUACUCCGACCACUGCGUCUAUAUUCCUCACAUCUUCGGCUCCGAACGAAAGCAAGAUUUCAGGAUCGCUGGCCUUACUUUUCGAAAGUAUGGCUUCCUUUGAACAGACAAGCCCACUGAUUAAGGAUGAACUCGAAAAACUUCGAAAAACUGCGCAGGAAAAAAGACUUGCAGUUAUGUGA